Molecule: messenger RNA, 1089 nt
Organism: Cutaneotrichosporon cavernicola
Lineage: Eukaryota; Fungi; Basidiomycota; Tremellomycetes; Trichosporonales; Trichosporonaceae
Exons: 2
Coding region: 1-1089 (362 amino acids)
Biological process (GO): zinc ion transmembrane transport
Cellular component (GO): plasma membrane
Molecular function (GO): zinc ion transmembrane transporter activity
Source: RefSeq, a predicted model, not a curated record
AUGUCCGACGCCCCCGCCCCCGACGCAUGCGCACCGUCCUUGAGCGAAAGCCAUUGGGGACUCCGUAUCGGCGCAAUCUUCAUCAUCCUCGCAACGAGUGCAAUUGGUACCUUGCUCCCCAUCCUCCUCCACCGUAGCAGUGUCGUCCCCCGCGCGGUCUUUGACUUCGCAAAGUACUUUGGCUCGGGCGUAAUCAUAGCCACAGCUUUCAUCCACCUCCUCGCUCCGGCCUUUGACGCCCUCGGAUCAGAAUGCCUAUCCGGCAUCUGGCACGACUACGACUUUGCCCCGGCAUUCGCCCUCAUUGCCGUCUUUGCGAUGUUCUUCGCCGAAGUGGCCGCCUAUCGCAUCGGAACGAAAAAGCUCCUCAAAUUAGGCAUGGUCUACUCGACCCAUGUCGAGGACGAAACCGACGCCCACGCCCAUUCACACCAACAUGACCCACCGCUCGCGGUCGUGACAUCCGGCCCAUCUCUCCCAGGCCACGUCCACCCCGCUGCGGAUCUUGGCGCAGCAGAGGCCGGUCAUGGCCACGGAGUCAAGAGAGAGGGUGGUGACAGUGACUCGUCCUCCCUCUCUCCGGCGCCUAGCGAGGCCGAAGCCAGUGCCCAACUCGUCGCAGUUGCUGUCCUAGAAUUCGGAGUCAUCCUACACUCGAUCAUUAUCGGCCUGACACUUGCCGUGUCUGAACAAUUCAUCAUCCUAUUCGUCGUCAUUGUCUUCCACCAGAUGUUUGAGGGGCUUGGUCUUGGAUCGCGACUGGCUGGCCUGCACCUCGCCCCAAAACUUGGUUGGGCGCGAUACGCUGCCGCCCUCCUUUAUUCUAUCUGCACGCCAAUCGGUGUCGCUGUCGGCCUUGGGAUACGGCACGGAUACAACGACAAUGGCGUGGCCAAGCUCAUUGUGAGCGGAGUACUGGACGGGGUGUCGGCCGGUAUCCUGCUUUACACGGGGUUGGUGGAACUUCUCGCACACGAAAUCCUCCUCAAUCCUCGCAUGAUGCAGAGCUCGAACGGCAAGCUCGCGUACGUGUUCUUCUGCAUGUCGCUUGGGGCGGGCCUUAUGGCGCUGCUUGGGCGGUGGGCAUAG